This is a messenger RNA of Poecilia latipinna (sailfin molly), 3237 nucleotides long. Its product is annotated as dual specificity protein phosphatase 3-like. Gene Ontology annotation, biological process: negative regulation of MAPK cascade; protein dephosphorylation. The coding region runs from base 145 to 801 and encodes 218 amino acids. Lineage: Eukaryota; Metazoa; Chordata; Actinopteri; Cyprinodontiformes; Poeciliidae. Gene Ontology annotation, molecular function: MAP kinase phosphatase activity; protein tyrosine/serine/threonine phosphatase activity. The record is from RefSeq and is a predicted model, not a curated record. Gene Ontology annotation, cellular component: cytoplasm. The transcript is spliced from 3 exons.
AAGUUGCUCCGCCCCAGCUCAGCGACGCAUCCCGGCGCUCAGCUGCAGCUCGGCAUUCACAGCUCAGCCUGUUGUGGAAACACAGCUGACCGCUGCCGCAAGCCCUGUAAGCCGACACCUGUCUGCCGCCUCACCGCCCACCAAAUGCGCCUGUUGGAGGUCCUGCGGAACUCCUCCUCGGACAAGAGGAGCAAACAGAAGCGGAGCGGAAAGCCGCCGCUCCCCGACCGCUUCGACAUGUCCAGCUUCGAGGUUUCCCUACAGCAGCUCAACGACCUGCUGACGGACGACAGCGGCUUCUACAGCUGGCCCACCAAACACUUCCACGAGGUUUACCCGCGGAUCUACAUCGGCAACGCAUUUGUGGCGACUAACGUGAUGCGCCUCAAACGCCUGGGAGUCACUCACAUCCUGAACGCAGCAGAAGGAAACUCCUACAUGCACGUCAACACCAACGCAGAGUUCUACAUGGGCUCAGGAAUCACCUACCACGGCAUCCCGGCCAACGACACCGACCACUUCGACAUCAGCGUCUACUUCGAAGAGGCGGCGGACUUUAUCAAGAAGGCCCUGGCCUACAAAAGUGGAAAAGGUAAAGUGUACGUGCAUUGCAGAGAAGGCUACAGCCGCUCGCCCACCUUGGUCGUUGCUUACCUCAUGCUUCACCAAAAAAUGGACGUCCACACCGCUCUGGCCAUGGUGCGGCAGAAACGAGAGAUUGGACCCAACGAUGGCUUCCUGCGGCAGCUCUGUCGGCUAAACCAAAGGUUGGCCGCCGAGGGGACACUGUGGAACAAAUGAGAGACGCGAGUAAACAGAAAUGUGUCGUAGGAAAAUGAAGUAUGCUCAGCUGUACUUUGUUUGCUUUCCGCUUGUUUGAAGCUUGAGUGGCCCUCAGGCCGGUGAGGGAAAGCUCAGAACAAAGUGAAACGUUUUGACCGAGGGUGAUAACAGGAAGUGUUGUAUCUACUGUAGAUUAACACAUACACGCACACACUCUGCCCUGUGUUGUGUCUUAGUUAUACUGAAAUGAACAUACCUCUGGGUCAUACACUAGCCGACUCACGUGACCCAUUCAGAUUAGGUAAAAAAAAAAAUCUCAAAUUUUUUAUCGUGGUGUGAAUUUAAAAAAAAUUCUUCCAGACUUUCUACUUUACUUCAGCUAAAUUGGAAAAUUCACCUAUUCAUUUAUGAAGAGUUCUAAUGACGACAAAACUAAAAUAAUAUAUGUGUACUGUCAAUAACUCAAAGUUAGGUUAGGUGAGUUUGCAUGAAAUGACCAUUUAUCAUAAACAUUGCUUAUAACUUGUUUAACGUAGAACGGGUUAACUAUUGUUACAUAUUCUCUAAAUAACAGAUUUAUUACAGUUCAGUAGUUCUUUAUCAUGUUCUGUAUGGUUUGUUGUGUUUUCUUGAUGAUUAUCAGUUUAGUUAAUAGGCAUAUAAUACAGUUAUUAUAAGUAGUGAGACUUUAGAUAGAGUUACUGUCCCAUCCAGUCUAAUUUGUCCUCCACCCUUCUAGCCAUGGGCCCCUCAUGUUGGCCCCUGUCCUGCUAACACUGCCUACUGUCUCAGUCACAGCCCCUCCCACUGUGAUUUGUAAUGUGGAAAACUACAGGAUUUUAUUACAGUAUUUUUGUCUAAUGUCUCUUCUGGACUCUUUGAACAGUAUUGCACUCACGUUUAGAAAUCUGCCUCAGACGUAUUUCUGAAUUAUUUCUUGUGGUUUCUGUGCUUUACAAAGAAUUUAUCACUUUUACACAGAAAACAAAACAGAAUUUAUAUUGAUGAAGAGAAUGUAAAACAAACAAUAUUGUUUUGAGUUAUAGAAUUAGAUGAACGCUGAAAUUGGCCUGGUAACCAUGACAAUAGUCAUUUUAAGCUCAACUGCAUUCACGGACAAAAAUAUAAUAUUGAAUAAGUAUAAAAUUGUCAUGGACAAGGAAAUAUGUAUGGGGAGAGAAAAAUUAGUAAAUCGUAGCUUUUUGAUGUUGGUCUGGCCAUGAAACAAAAAAUCCUUAAAUUCUUUGCUUAAGAACACGUGCUUUUUAUAAAAUACAAAUUAAUUAGAUUAUUACUAUAGUAAAUGAAAAAAAAUAUAACAUUGGUGCACAAAAGACACACAAAGAAUAAAAAAAUGAGUUUAAGCCAUUUUUAUACAAAGAAUCUAGUAGACAAUGCCUUUUAGCUUAGCAUAAACUCUGCAUUUUGUAGUUUGCGAUAAGCCAACAAGCCUAAAACCAAUGAAGUGUUUAAUGGUGACAUUAAACACAGAGUUUAAUGUUGUAAAUAUCACUCUCCAAAAACAACAAAAUUAUCCUAAUUGUGUAAUUAGGGUUAUUAAUAGCUAAAUAAUUCGAAUAAAGAAAUGACUUUUAGCUUAGCGUAAGUACUGCGUUGUUGUGUUUGGGUAAUUAGCCUAAGUAGCCUAAAACCAGCUUUGUGUUUGGUGUGAAAAGAUGAGAAGUGUAGCAAUUUAUUCCUCUAGCUCUAAAAUUUCUGUAAAUAUGUAAGUACUGUGUAUCAGAUUAGUUCUUAAUUAAGCUGUUGUAGCUUAGCUUGAACAUUAGGUUUUAGAGUCUGUGUUAAGCUAACUAGCCUAAAGGCAACUUUGUUUUUUGUGCUUUUGUGCUUACGCAUAAGAGAGGUAGCUUUAAAAGCCAGUAUUUCUAAUAAUAUUAACAUAGUUAACUGUUCACUAAUUUGCCAACUACUAAGUAAAAUGUCAGUUAAACACCUGCAAUAAGAAAAGGAUUCCCAUACAGCAGUGCAGCUCUACUUCGAAUGUAACAUCACUGCUGCCAGAAUGUCAGAAAGUCAAACUGCAACUUUUUAACUUUUGCAUAGUAGAGUGUUUACAUGUUUGUAUUUUUGACAUUUUAAAUGCAGUUUUAUAUUGUUAAGUUGCAUGCGUUGUGAUAUUUGUCAGCCAAAGUGUUGCUUACAGUCCUUAAUGGACACACUUGUGUCUCUGUGUGUUAAUGUGCAUUACUGAGUGUGCAUUAUUUGUCACAGUGAGCACACUGUGACAAAUAAUGUCACUAUUGUCACUAAUGUCACUCUAUUGUGCCUAUAUCUUGUGAAUCAUGAUGUACUUUACUGCUGCUGUAGCCUAAUUGGUCAAAUCAGAAGACUUAGAUUUUGACUCAGCUUUGAUGAAGUUCACUUUAUCUGAUGACACUUGGGAUUGUGAUUGUUCUCUUUUCAAACAUAAAAUAAUAAUUUAAAAAAUACAGU